UGUACUGUACAUAACUUAAUUGAUUAMAUUAUAUAUCAUCGAUCGAAAAAUUAGAGGUUGGAAUCCUCACUUCAACAUAUAAGUCAACGUCAAAUCCAAAAAGGGUAUUUCUGUAAAUUCAGCAUAGGGAGAAACUACAAGUCAUCUCCUAUGGGAUGCAUUAUAUAAACUAAUAAUCUGUCUCUCAAAUGGUGUCGAUUGAUUUGUGUGAUCAUAUUGAUAAAGUUCAGCUCCCCACAGACAAAGCAAGAAGAUGAUGACCAGAUUUUGCAGAUUCCAUGACUCUGUCAAGCCAUUUUGGUUUAGUUUCUUCUUCUUCUUCUUCCUCCUGCUCGGCCAUGGAUUUCCAGUGGUAGUAGAAUCUGCAGAAGGUGAUACCCCAGUAUCCGACCUUUUGAGUCGAGAUGAUUGGAGGCAGAUGGCUGGAUAUGGUGAGGAGAGACUGUCCACAGUUCUGGUCACAGGCUCUGUUCUUUGUGAAGCUUGUUUGCAUGGUGAUGAACCUCAACUUCAUUCAUGGCCUAUUUCAGGUGCCAUGGUGGGUGUGAGCUGCCACAACAACGGAAGAAAUAGCAAAUCUUCUGAUUGGGCACAUGGAGUCACUGAUGAAUUUGGAGACUUCAUUAUUGAUAUUCCAUCCCAUCUUCAUGCAACACGCAGCUUUGAAAAGGUUUGUUCAAUCAAGAUUCUUCAGACUCCGAAGAACGCACGCUGCCGACCUGCUCAUUUCGCUGGUCGGGAGCAGCUGCAAUUGUCAUCGUUUGGAGGUGGCAUCCGUACAUAUACUUCUGGCGCUCUCAAGCUGCAGCACCGGACAUCUCGACCCCUGCAAGGUUGUAUAAACAAGGGAAGUGGUGACAAACAGACCUUAUGGUAGACAGAAACCUAGUCAAGUGAAUGAAUUUGGU
This is a messenger RNA of Momordica charantia (bitter melon), 908 nucleotides long. RefSeq lists its product as uncharacterized. The record is from RefSeq and is a predicted model, not a curated record. Lineage: Eukaryota; Viridiplantae; Streptophyta; Magnoliopsida; Cucurbitales; Cucurbitaceae.